UGGUUCUUCUGUUAGGGUUCGCGAGGGCGAGGGCGAGGGCGAGGGCGAGGCGCGAUGGCGGCAGCGACGGCCGAUCAGCUCACGGAGCUGUUCAAGACGGCCCAAUCGGCCGCGCAAAAGGCAACGGCGGUCGAGGGAGCUGAGGAAGAUCGGUGCGUCGAAGCGCUGCAAGCGAUGCGUUCUCUGCGAGUGACGACCUCGCUCCUCAUGUCGACACAGGUGGGGAAGCAGCUCCGGAAGCUCACGAAGCAUUCCCGGCCCAAAAUCCGGUCGAUUGCUGUCGAUAUUCUUGAGGAUUGGAAGAAGGUAGUGUCUUCCGAGGCGAGCUCCAAGAGCAAGGCGGAGGGCCCGAAAUCGUCCGCGAAUGCGUCCGUGGAAAAGGGCAAGGUGUCCUCCAAGCAAAGCAAUGGAAACUCCAGCAGCAAGGCCAGGCCUUUACCGAAAUCCAACGACGCUACCAGGGACAAGAUGAGAGAAGUGCUACUCGAGGCCUUCCAAAAGGUCCCCCAGGAAGCCGAGGGCCAGGAACUUGCUCGAGCAAACGCCAAGGAUCCAGUCCAGGUAGCAGUGGAGGUGGAGAAUGCACUCUUCUCCAAGCUCGAGUCUACCAAAGUUGACAAGAAGGCAAAGUAUCGCUCCAUCGUCUUCAACCUCAAGGAUCCAAACAAUCCCGACUUGAGAAGAAGGUUGCUGCUCGGGCAGAUCUCCGGCUCACAGCUCACGACCAUGAGCGCCGAGGACAUGGCCAGCGAUCAGAGAAAAGCGGAGAACAAGCAGAUCAAAGACAAAGCUCUCUUCGAGUGCGAGCGGGGCAUGAAACAGGAGGCGACCACGGAUCAAUUCAAGUGUGGGAAGUGCGGCCGCCGGGAAUGCACGUACUUUCAGAAGCAAACGAGGAGCGCCGACGAGCCCAUGACCACUUACGUUACCUGCGUCAACUGUAACAAUCGCUGGAAGUUCUGCUGAGCGCGGCGCGAGAAAAAUCUUCUUUUUUCAUCCGGUUCUAUCGGUGAGGGGACGAAAAGCUCAAGAACACGAAGGGACGAAGAACAGGGUGUGACAACGUAACUUAUCAUCUCCGUAGGUACACAGCAGUUCGUAGCGUUGUUUCUUCUCUCUCUCUCUCUCUCUCCUUUCUCUCGUCUUCCUUUCUCUUUUUCCUUCGUUUCUUCGUGCUCGCAGUUAAAUCUAUUUUUUGUUUCAGUGCCACCAUCGUUGAAACGCUUGCUUCUUCCAGUCCCUUCACUCGACAGUCGAGAGAUCGGGACACAAGAAAGAAUUCUUUCGUGUAAGCAUCUCUUUGUUUUUUUUUUUUUCCUUUGUAUAAUUUUGUUCGUUGUCGAUUGAUCUUCGUGAUCGAUUGAUCGAGCGAUGGAAGAAAGGAAAAAGAAAAAGAAAAAAGAAUAGAGAAGUUCUCGCACAAGUUGCUUGGUCUC
Selaginella moellendorffii is the source of this 1436-nucleotide messenger RNA. Its product is annotated as transcription elongation factor TFIIS. NCBI's taxonomy places the organism in Eukaryota, Viridiplantae, Streptophyta, Lycopodiopsida, Selaginellales, Selaginellaceae. The coding region runs from base 55 to 966 and encodes 303 amino acids. Gene Ontology annotation, biological process: transcription elongation by RNA polymerase II; DNA-templated transcription. The transcript has 2 exons. Gene Ontology annotation, molecular function: nucleic acid binding; zinc ion binding. The record is from RefSeq and is a predicted model, not a curated record. Gene Ontology annotation, cellular component: nucleus.